CCGAUGUCCCCGGUCAUGCCCCUAAUCACUGCGGUCUACUCCGUGGUGUUUGUGGUGGGAUUCGUGGGGAAUUGCCUCGUAAUGUAUGUUGUCAUCAGGUACACGAAGAUGAAGACGGCCACCAACAUCUACAUCUUCAACCUGGCGCUCGCCGACGCCCUGCUGACGUCCACCAUGCCGCUGCAGAGCGCGUGGAACCUUCUGGACUCCUGGCCGUUCGGCGAGACGCUCUGCAAGCUGUGCGUGUCCGUGGACUACUACAACAUGUUCGCCAGCGUGCUCACGCUGACCGCCAUGAGCGUGGACCGCUACGUGGCCGUGUGCCACCCCGUGCGGGCGCUGGAGUUCCGCACGCCGCUCUGCGCCACGGCCGCCAACGUCGCCGUCUGGGUGCUGUCCUCCGCCGCCGGGAUCCCCGCCCUGCUGCUGGGGGGAACCGAGACCGCUAACGGCACCACGACGUGCGCCCUGCGUUUCCCGGACCCGUACGAGUUCUGGGACGCGGCGGUGAACGUGUGCGUGUUCGUGCUGGGCCUGGUGCUCCCCCUGCUGGUGAUGGCGGGGUGCUACGCGCGCUUGGUGCAGCGGCUGCGCGGCGCGCGUGCUCUGUCCCGCGCGCGGGGGCGGGGCCGGGGGCGGGGCCUGCGCCGGGUCACCCGGCUCGUCCUGGCGCUGGUGUGCGUGUUCGUGGCCUGCUGGACGCCCAUCCACGCGUUCGCGCUGGCCCGCGCGCUGGGCAGCGUGCCGGACUCGCCCCCCGUCGCCGCCGCCUACUACGCCUGUGUGGCGCUGGGCUACGCCAACAGCUGCCUGAACCCGCUGCUCUACGCCGUCCUGGACCAGAACUUCAGGCGCCGCUUCCGCCACUUCUGCCGGCCGGCGGGGCCGCGCUCCCAUUGGCCCAGCGGCAGCCGGGGGCGGAGCAGCCUCCGGGACUCCGCCCUCCAGGCCGAGGACACCGAUGGGCCCGCGUGA
This is a messenger RNA of Conger conger (European conger), 975 nucleotides long. Its product is annotated as kappa-type opioid receptor-like. The record is from RefSeq and is a predicted model, not a curated record. Gene Ontology annotation, biological process: G protein-coupled opioid receptor signaling pathway; neuropeptide signaling pathway; sensory perception of pain. NCBI's taxonomy places the organism in Eukaryota, Metazoa, Chordata, Actinopteri, Anguilliformes, Congridae. Gene Ontology annotation, cellular component: membrane; neuron projection. Gene Ontology annotation, molecular function: neuropeptide binding; dynorphin receptor activity. The coding region runs from base 4 to 975 and encodes 323 amino acids. The transcript is spliced from 3 exons.